CACUUCCUCACACUGUCGGGAGCUUAUAUUUAUUUUCCUCCCUAGGCUUGUCAAAUCAAGCAGAAUUUGGAAUGAAUCGAGCAGCAGUCGGCUCCGGGGUCGGAGGUGGUUGCGAAGCGAUCCUCCCCACAUCUCUUCUCACCGCCGCGCCUCCCUCACAGCACCCCAUUACCGUGACUGAACGGCGUCCGGCAGCUCCAGGCCUCAGCCACCUGCUUCCUCAGGAUUUCUUCAGUGACAGCGUCCGAAAAUUCUGCCGCUACCUGCUUCUUUCCCUUCUUCAUUGGCCGCGCUGGGCCGGGAUCUGCCGGCCGUUUCCCGUUCAUCUUCUCACCAUGCACAGACUCACGCCGAGGAAGUCAGGACGCUACUUCCCUCCAGAAACUACAGUUCCCGAAGAUCCUCUUUCCUUAGUUCCCGAGCAUUGCCCAAUGGAAAGGCACUAAAGCAUGAGUAGGCGGAAUCUAUACACAAGUAACUAAUGGGAGAUCAAGAUAUUGCGUCACGCUGCCAGCAAUUGGUCGAAUGGUCGCGGGAAUGCCUCCCAGCUUCCUGCCGCCGGAGCGUAUUCACUUCCGGCGUGUGUUCCGCUCCUCUUGCUCUCGACUGUUAAUGGCGGGCGGUGGCUGCUGAGCGGGACGCAGAUAACCGCUGCCCGCCCCGCGGUCGUCUCCCCGGGCCCCCGUUUUCUACAAGUCCCCAGUGUCGGAGCUAUUCAGCAUGUCUGUGGUGCCGCCCAAUCGCUCACAGACGGGCUGGCCCCGGGGGGUCAACCAAUUCGGCAACAAGUACAUCCAGCAAACCAAGCCCCUCACCCUGGAGCGCACCAUUAACCUGUACCCACUUACCAACUAUACUUUUGGUACAAAGGAGCCCCUCUAUGAGAAGGACAGCUCUGUGGCGGCCAGAUUUCAGCGCAUGCGGGAAGAAUUUGAUAAGAUUGGGAUGAGAAGGACUGUAGAAGGGGUUCUGAUCGUACACGAGCACCGCCUGCCCCACGUGCUACUGCUACAGCUGGGAACAACCUUCUUCAAACUACCUGGCGGUGAACUUAACCCAGGAGAAGAUGAAGUUGAAGGACUAAAACGCUUAAUGACAGAGAUACUGGGUCGUCAAGAUGGAGUCCUGCAAGACUGGGUCAUCGAUGACUGCAUUGGGAACUGGUGGAGACCAAAUUUUGAACCUCCUCAGUACCCGUAUAUUCCUGCACAUAUAACAAAGCCCAAGGAACAUAAGAAGUUGUUUCUGGUUCAGCUUCAAGAGAAAGCCUUGUUUGCGGUCCCUAAAAAUUACAAGCUGGUAGCUGCACCGUUGUUUGAACUGUACGACAAUGCGCCGGGAUACGGACCCAUCAUUUCUAGUCUUCCUCAGCUGUUGAGCAGGUUUAAUUUUAUAUACAACUGAACUUCUCCUGUACACAGAAGUAAAAGAAGCCGUCUCUGUGAGCACAGCUUACACAUGUAGAAGAAUAACUGUAGAACAAGUUUUGGUUUUCUCUUGUUCCCUAAAUUGCUACCACCUUCCUGUUUGAAGAGUAAAAUUAAUAUGAACUAGAUAGUGGUAUAAACAUGUGACAGUGUUCAUUAACUUUUGGUUCUUAUACAUUUUUUUUGUACAUUAAAAAAAGUGAAUUUCUUAUUUGUAUUUUUUUUUUUUUUAAGUUUCUCAUUAAACUCUGAAAAGUCUUAUAGCUGAGGAUCCUUUUUUCCCUGCUUCAGUCUGGGGGAUGUUAAAACAUGAUCAUGGUUAGAUAAGGGGAGAUUGUGGGCCUCCUGCUCCAGUAGUGUUGUAAGCAUAUGGUCCUAGACUGUUACAAGUGUUUGUCAUGAGGACUUUCCAUUACUCUGGGGAAUUAAAUUAAUCUGAUUCAGUCCAAGGUGCAAUGUGUACCAAACUACACUGUUACAAAGACUCCCCAGUAUUUUUUCUGAUGAGUAUAUUUUAUAACUCUCUAGGCCUUACUUUAUAAGUCAAGACAUUAAACAUUUGGGAAACCAUUAAGAAUAGGUUAGCAGAGAAACCAUUGGGAUUGGUAUAAAAGUCUGUCUACAACUCAUGGCAGUAUUUUGCUUCGUGUAAUGGGAUAGUGAUUGUUUGCUGUGAAAUUGCUUCUUACUGAGUGAGCCAUGCAGAAUUACAUGAGAUUACAGAGUUAACACUUGUGGGAAUCUGAGGUGAUGUAUGCAUAAUGAUAAAAAUCAUGAUUUUAGAAAGCAGCAAAGCUUUUCUAAGUACUUUAGAAUAGGCUGGGUGUGGUGGUACACGCCUGUAAUCCCGGCACCAGGGUACCUAAAGCUGGAGGACCAGGACUCUGUAGCUGAGAUACUUAGCAAGUCCCUACCUCAAAAAUAAUAGAAACAAAGAAUAGUCUGAAUCAACUGGAUUGUAGAGGUCAGGACAGGGUUUGUCAGCCUAAGGAAAACAGCAACUUUAAACUUUAUACUGCCUGUGCAGUCAGGAUGAAAUUAUGGGAGUAACGUUUUAAGACAAAGAUGGUUGAGAGUGGAGGCACAUAUCUUUGAUCCCAGCACUCCAGAGGUGAAGGCAAGCAGAUCUCCCAAGUUCCAGGCCAGCUAUGGGGACAUAGUGAUGCCCUACCUCAACAAAGGACUGGAGAGUUGUUCUUGCAUAGGGCUUGGACUUGGUUCUAAGCACCCACGUGGUGGCUCACAGCCAUCUGUAAUUCCCGUUCCAGAGGAUCUGACACUGACCUUGGGCACCAGGUAUUCAUGUGGUACAUAUACUUACAUGAAGGCAAACAUUCAUUAAAACAAUCUGAAAAAAAUGGGUAAAGGACUUGGCUGAUUGUGUCAUUGUGGUCGCCAUAGUUGCCUUAUCACAGUCUUGUUGGCUGUAGGCUCAAUGUAGUGAAAGAAAAGUUACACAAGAGGUAGCCAGUUUAACUUUUUAAUAGGCAGAAAUAAGCUUGGUUAGUUCCUACACUUUUAUGCUGUCUAACACAAGGUAUGUGUCCUAGAUAUUGGGCAAAAGCAAAUGUAAAUAUUUUCUUCCCAUUUAGCUUUGACAAUUAGGUCAAGAGUGGUUGAGGAAUUAAACCCAUUUAAGUUUAUUUAGAGUCAUCUGCAAUGUCUAACCAUGCCCAGACUUGGUAAGCACUAGUCUUCAUGACCAAGAGUGACAACUGUUGUCCUCUGAAAAGCCACUAGUUCCUUGAAUAUUCUUCUCAUCCGGGAGCCAACAGUUUUGCCCUAGUCUUUUAUGUAAGCACAUUCCUAUUUAGCAUGGGCUCAUUAAGAGUCUAGCUAGUCCUUCAGACUGGGGAGGGUACACGUGGAGCUACGUUGACUAGGCUCUCUGUACUGUUGGGCCCCCGGAUUCAGGUGGGAAAGUGGAGAGGGGUGAAUGUCCUAUCAGAGGUUAAGAGUGCUGUCAGAAAGCAGUGCUUGAAGAGUCAAUUCUGAUUGCAACUUAAGCUAUGACUCAAAGUCUUUGAACUGUAAUGCUUGAGCCAGUCAUUCAUAUUCCGAGACCUUUGAUUUAAGUUACCUGCUGUUCUAACCAUGGCAAGUGGGUGCUGGGAAUCCAGAUUCCUGUCCCUGAAGAGCAGCCAGCAGUCAGUGCUCUUAAAGGCUGAGCCAAGUCUCCAGACCCUCCUGGUUCUUUAAGGUGGUCCAUAAGAUGUUGAGAGUCUAGUGGCUAUUAUCUCUCAAGGGCACCUUACCUGGUUCCUGCCUGGUGAUCUGUCCCAAGCUGUGGCUUUUAUCUGCUCAGUUCUCUUGGCUUUGGUCUGUCUUAUCCAAUGUACCAAUGGGUACAUUGAACUUGCUGUUCUGGAAUCCAAGUUGGCUGCAAGUUUAUGACAGUGACAUAUUUGUGCCUUCAGCUCCCCAGACUUAAGAGCUUUUUACUAAUUCUUAGUGUUUGGAACUGUAUGUGGGUUGCUGACUGCUGCAGAGAAUUUUCAGUUUUAAAGAAGCUUAGCUUCUGUAGCUUAAUAUUAGAUUUUCCAACACAUUCCACUUGUUUUCUGUCACUUACAUGGGUUAGACUGGACUCACUUGAGUUUGCCUCUGUUUAAAUACAAGCUGGAAAAUUGAUCUGGAGCCAUUAAAUUUACCUGUUAGCUCAUAUAACACAUAUGGCUAUUUUGAGGGGGAAAAAAAACCAACCAAAUAUAUCAAGAUUAAGCCAGUUAAGUCCACUUUGUAUUUUAGUGAGGAAUUAAGGCUAGAGCUAAGUUAGAGGAAAUACAGAAAUUAAACUGCUCCAUCGAGAGAAGAGCAAUCUGUUGAGAAGCAAAACCUUUGGCUAGGGCUGCUGCUCAAUGGGAGAGGCUUGCCUAGAAAGCUCUGUGUUCAAUCCAUGUGUCCGCCAAACAGAAAAGUUGGUUAUUAUGCUCAUGUAUGGUAUACAAGCACCAUUUAUAGUUGUGGCUUUGAGAACUUAAACCUGGUCUGUUUAUAGGAUUGUAUACAGAAACUGGAGUUUUGGGUUAUGUUUUUUAUAUUUGUAAAGCAAAAGUUUGAUCAAAAUGAUCAUUGUUCUUUUUAAAAACUUUAUUUCACUGUUAUUUCAAUAAAAACAUUUAAAACUGAA
Rattus rattus (black rat) is the source of this 4557-nucleotide messenger RNA. RefSeq names its product nudix hydrolase 21 (gene Nudt21). NCBI's taxonomy places the organism in Eukaryota, Metazoa, Chordata, Mammalia, Rodentia, Muridae. Gene Ontology annotation, molecular function: mRNA binding. The transcript is spliced from 7 exons. The coding region runs from base 721 to 1404 and encodes 227 amino acids. Gene Ontology annotation, cellular component: mRNA cleavage factor complex. The record is from RefSeq and is a predicted model, not a curated record.